AAACUCAAGUAAAUACUUAUCCAGAAAAACCCGAGGCCCUUUCCGGUUUGAUAAUUCCAGGUUUUUUUAAAUUUUUUUUUUUUUAUAUUACUUUUUUUUUUUUUAUAAUACUUGAGCAAGGCCUUUGAAUUAUCAAUCAUGGAUAUUUUGCGGUAAAGUUCGUCCGCAUCGAACUCUAAAAGGGUUUCAAAUUGAAGAAUUUCUCUCUAAAAGGGUAUGUGCCAUUUCUGAUUUUCUCGGGAAAAUCAUGGCAUCUUCUCAUGGUAAUUCUCACUCUGAAGCAGCAAAAUCAGAACAAAUCAUCACGGAAUUUUUCGCCAAAGGCCUCCAAAUAAUACUUGAAUCGAGGUCACCGUACAUGUCCUCUCGUAACUAUAGCGGUGAACAAGCUUUAUCGUCACCAUCAUCAUCUUCCUCAUCUUCAUCGAGUGUGAGGCCCAGAGACAAAUGGUUCAAUUUGGCACUUCGGGAAUGCCCUGCAGCUCUGGAGAAUAUUGAUCUUUGGCGACAGAGCAAUCUUGAACCCAUGGUCGUUGAUGUGAUUUUGGUUCAGAGCCCACUUGAAUCGGACCAGGUGAAUUUUUCCCCCAAAAAAGAUCAUUUUAGAAAUUUAUCCUUGAAAGAAAGAUACCCAUUUUGUUCAAAUUCUGAUCAAGAAGAAUUUGGGUUUGAGGGAAAGAGUGAGAAGAUUAUAGAGAGGUGGGUGGUUCAGUAUGAGAGUAGAAAGAUUAGAGAUGGUAGUAGUUCUGGGAGUAGAAGAUCAAGCAAUACUAGUUUGCAUAUGUUUUAUAAGAAAUCUGUAUUGCUUUUGAGGUCUUUGUAUGUCACUGUUAGGCUUUUACCUGCGUAUAAAAUAUAUCGUGAGUUGAAUUCGUCCGGGAAAAUACUUCCGUUUAGUCUUGCCCAUCGGGUUUCUUCAUUUGUUGAGCCAUUUACCCGAAGAGAAGAGGCGGAAUUGCAGCGGUUCGGGUUCACCCCUGUGGAUACCCCAUGUGGGAGGCUUUGCCUUUCCGUGUUUUAUUGUUCAUCACUCUCAGAUGUAAGCUCUGAACCAUCAACUCCAAUGUCCCCACAAGUUAUACAUGAUUAUGUUGGGAGCCCGUUGGCUGACCCACUAAAAAGGUUCCCAUCACUUCCUGUGACAGGAUCAGCAUCACAUGGCUCUCCAUCAUCUUCUCCAUUCGUAAGGCGUCAUAGUUGGAGUUAUGACAUUUACAGAGCCUCACCACCUUCAGCUUCUUAUUCUCCUUCACCUACACAUUCGGAAGCACAAGCUUUGAUUUCUAAUCCUGGUUCAAGGCGUUUCCCUCCUGGAAGCCUGCCACCCCACCCCCCUGAAACAUCUCUAGUUCAUAAGAAAGAUACUAGUUUUGAUGAGUAUUGUCCCUCACCUAUAUUUUCCCUCUCUCCCUCCCCAUCCCCGUCCCCAUCACCUCCAAUCCGCAUUCCUGGAAGUCAAUUGUCAAAGGCUUUUUUACGGUCUGAGAGUGCUCCUGUCAACAUUCCUGCAGCUAAACUUGCUAAUUCCCCUACACUAUCCAACAAGCAAAAUGUGCCUCCAUCUCCUCCUCUUAAAACUACAAGAUCCAGCACUUCUAGGACUGAUAAAAAUGUGGGUUUGAUUCAGACGGGGACUGCAAGUGAUAAGUCUUUCUCUCUUUUGAAAGAGGAGAAUAGGCAAUAUUCGGGGUUGAAGAUAUCAUCCAACAGCUCACCACGCAUUUCAUUUUCCAGAAGCUCUAGUAGGUCCUUCCCUGAUGAUCUUGAUGAUUCUGAGUUUGCUUGCCCAUUUGAUGUGGAUUAUGAUGAUGUGACAAAUCCUAGUAGCAGAACCGAAUCCUUUGAGCGUAAGGAACCUCUAUGUGAACCACUCGACUUCCCUAUCAGAAAAUCCCAAGAGGCUGCUGUUGGUGCAUUAGUACAAAUGUUAAGAAAGGCACCACCUCUUUGCCAAGAUUUCUCCAAUUCAGUAAGUUUGUUGCCGGCCUCGAGGCCUGAAACCUGGAGCAAGAGCAUUCAAGAGCCUGACCAGACUUCUGAGGGACUGGCACCUGUUCAGCAUGUUGCUUCCUCAAGUGUGAUGUCUUCGGGGCUUAGUAUGCCGAAGACAACAGCUGAUGCAUUAGAAGAGCUCCAGGGUUACAGGGUAAUGAAAAACUUGUUGCUAAAGCAAGGUGGUAAGUCUCACAUAUAGUUCAUAUAUGCUUCUGCAGCAGACCUUGCGGCAGAGAUGCUACUGGUUUUGGAAGCUACUAGAGUGUUAAGACCUAUUGUGAUAUGGACAUCAUUUUGGUUUAUAUGUCCUUUGCUUCGUGCUAUACAGCUGAAGAAUAAUUUUGGCAUACCGUUCUUUUUUUUCUUCUGUAAAUAUAUAUGUAAAUUUGAUAAUAGAAGUUUUGCAUAAUGUUUAAGAUUUUGUUACGUAGGGUCUGGCAUAUAUGUAUAUAAUAGAUGAAUUCUCUUAUGAGGUUCAUGAAUGUACAGAAAGGUAGGCUUAGUAGCCAUAUGAUUGUUACAUUUAAAGCUUUGCUGAAACCGUUAUGUAUUUCUUAUGUGCUUGAUUUUUUAAAAAUAGUAUAAGUAGUUUAUUAAUCU
This is a messenger RNA of Ziziphus jujuba (common jujube), 2595 nucleotides long. Its product is annotated as autophagy-related protein 13b. The record is from RefSeq and is a predicted model, not a curated record. NCBI's taxonomy places the organism in Eukaryota, Viridiplantae, Streptophyta, Magnoliopsida, Rosales, Rhamnaceae. Bases 248 to 2194 code for a protein of 648 amino acids. The transcript is spliced from 3 exons. Gene Ontology annotation, cellular component: Atg1/ULK1 kinase complex; extrinsic component of membrane; phagophore assembly site. Gene Ontology annotation, biological process: mitophagy; piecemeal microautophagy of the nucleus; autophagosome assembly.